Hippocampus comes (tiger tail seahorse) is the source of this 3189-nucleotide messenger RNA. RefSeq lists its product as uncharacterized. The transcript has 7 exons. NCBI's taxonomy places the organism in Eukaryota, Metazoa, Chordata, Actinopteri, Syngnathiformes, Syngnathidae. Gene Ontology annotation, molecular function: G protein-coupled purinergic nucleotide receptor activity. The record is from RefSeq and is a predicted model, not a curated record. Bases 361 to 2532 code for a protein of 723 amino acids. Gene Ontology annotation, biological process: G protein-coupled receptor signaling pathway. Gene Ontology annotation, cellular component: membrane.
GAUAAGUGCGACUCACGGUCCACCACUGCAAUCUGCUGCCAUCCGUAAAUUGCACACUUCCAACACGUCCGCUCCAAGAAUCUGAAAAAUGAUGUUUACACAUCACCUCAUGAUAUGAACUUUCAUCUCAAACCUUUUUCCUCUUGAACGAGAGGACCAACAUGACGUUGGCGCACCGGCUUGGAGUCGAGAGCGAGAGAGAGAGAGAGAGAGAGACAGAGACGCCGCAUGGGGAGGAGGGACAUCGGACGACGCGGCGGGGGGGCGAACACAAAAGUGAAGAUCUCGCAACGUGAAGAGUGACAACGAUAACAAGCCUCAAGUCCUGCCGCUUGCCUUUUCUUUCUCUGUGUAUGCGGGAUGGGACCUCUGAACGUCUCCGGCCAUCUCCCCGUCAACCAGUCCGACGUGAGCAGCGUGUUGACGCGUCAGGUGCUGCCCUCGCUCUACUUCGUGGUGUGCGCGGUGGGCGCGCCGCUCAACGGCGCCGCCGCCUGGAUCUUCUUCCGGGUGCCCAGCGACUCCGCCCUGGUGGUGUACCUGAAGAACAUGGUGGUGGCCGACCUCCUGAUGCUGGCCACCUUCCCCUUCCGGGCGGCGGCGCAGCUGGGGCUGGGCGGCUGGCGGCUGCAGGCGCUCACGUGCCGCUACACGUCGGUGCUCUUCUACUCGUCCAUGUACGCGGGCAUCCUCUUCAUGGGCCUCAUCAGCCUGGAACGCUACGUCAAGAUCGUGCGUCCCCCGGGCUCGGCGUGGGGCCACGUCCUGCAGAGCGCGGGCGCGGCCCGGGUCCUGGCGCUGCUCGGCUGGGGCCUCCUCGCCCUGUGCGCGCUGCCCAACGCCGCGCUGGCCGGCCGGCCGGCCGACCGGGAGACGUCUCGCCGCUGCAUGAGGCUGAAAAGCCCGCUGGGGGUCCAGUGGCACCGGGCGUCCACCUUCUUCAGCGUGGGCCUGUUCUGGCUCACCGCGCUGGUUCUGGCUUUCUGCUACUCCUCCAUCACCCGUCGCAUCUACCGCUCCUACCGCCGCGUCAGCCGCGGCAGCGACGACGUGCGGCGCAAGUCCAACCGCAGCAUCUUCUGCCUCCUGGCCGUCUUCCUCGUCUGCUUCGUGCCCUACCACGUCUGCCGCGUGCCCUACACCCUCAGCCAGAUGCCCGGGUCCGCUUUCAGCCGGGGCUCGCGCUUCCUGCUCUUCCAGGCCAAGGAAGCCACGCUCUUCCUGUCCGCCGUCAACGUCUGCCUGGAUCCCGUCAUCUACUUCCUCAUGUGCCGGAGGUUCCGAGAGUCUUUGCUGGGGAAGCUCGCGGCAGGGGACGGGACCGUCUCUCUCGCCGCCGCGCCCAGUCUCAGCAACAUUUACAGAUCAGGCGGCGGCGCAGGAGGAAGUGGCGAGCAGUCGAGCGCACAUACUGGAGUCCGUCCCGGCGUUCCUCGCGCAGAGCACGGAAGUUUCCGCAUCUCCUCCCGAGGAUCCGCAACCAUGAGCGCGGUGGUCGGAGCGCCCGCGCCCUUCAACCGGUCUUCCAACGAGAGCUUUUCCACGUGCGGGUACCCGCCCGCCGCCUGGACCCGUCACAUCUUCGCGGCCGUCUACAGCCUGGUCUUCCUGACGGGCCUGCUGCUGAACGGCCUGACGCUGAAGGUGUUCCUGCUGGGCGCCCGCUCGUCGCGCUGCGUCACCGUCUACCUGAAGAACCUGGCGGCGGCCGACUUCUUGCUGAGCCUUUGCCUUCCCUUCCGCAUCGCCAGGCACGCCGGCGCUUCGCAGCCGCCGCUUCGGUCCUACUGCAGCUUCGGCGCGCCCGCCUUCUACCUCAACAUGUACGCCAGCAUCCUGUUCAUGGGAUACAUUGCCACCCACAGGUACCUGAAGAUCGUCCACCCUUUGGGAACUCCUCUGCUGCAAUCGGUGCGGGCGGCUCACGUCGUCUCGGCGGCCACGUGGCUCGUCCUCCUCGCCGUGGCGGGCGCUUACGUCAUCCUGUCGCUGGUCGCUCCGGAGGCUCCUGCGCCGCUGAUCGCCGGCGUCGCGAGCUGCGACGACCUCCAAAGCGGACAGCUCAAGCGCCUCUACAAGGCGGUGCACGGCUUCUCCACCGCCGUCUUCCUGCUGGUUCUGCUGGCGCUGCUCUUCUUCUACAGCAGCACCUCCCGCAGGCUGGCGGCGGCGCAGCGGCGGCGGGCGGCGUCCUCCGCCGCCCGCAAGCUGCUCAAGUCCCGCAGGAACAUCCUGGCCCUGGUGAGCGUCUUCUGCGUGUGUUUCGUGCCCUACCACCUGGUGCGCCUGCCCUACGCCGUGCUCAAGCCGUCCGGCUGCUCGGCCAGGUUGGCUUUUUUCUACCUGAAGGACGCCACCGUCGCAGUGUCCGUCCUCAACGUCUGCCUGGACCCGCUCAUCUACUUCCUGUUCUGCGACGCCUUCCGGGAGCAGCUCGGCCGCGGCCGCGCGCUCGGCUCCGGCGAACGGACGAGCGGCGGCCGAACGCUGAGGAAGAUGUCCGACCUCCCGUCCAGUGGUUUGUUGACUUGAACGUCGCCUUGUUUCUAUGACGACGGCGAGAGCGUUUCAAUCGUUCCAAAUCGCUUCGAUGACGGAGCAGGACCUUGACUCGCGAGGACCGCAACUUGCGAGUUUUCCCAGCCAAUCUGCAAAUAGGCGGGGCUUAACGCGACGGUGGUGACUUGAGAUACAAGUUGAAUUGAUGACGUGACCACGCUCGCGACUCAGAUCAUCUUUUCCCAUUGAAAUGAAUGCAAGUGCCUCUGUUCCAGCCUUCCUUAAAACGCAAACACAAAUGUUGAAUUUUAAUGAGUAAAGAAAUAUUAGUGAUUAAAAAAAAAGUUUUGUUCAAAAACAUAUUAAGACAUGACAUGGUUCCAUUUUAAAAGAAUAAACCGUUUUUUUUCAUCCUGCAUCAAUGGAAAGGUCUUUGCGCUUGUCUUCUGCUGUGCCCACCUUGACCACCGGGAGUCACUGUAAGAGAGACAGGAUUGUUCAUGAAGCCAUCACUCCUCUCAGCUCAGCGUUGCGGCACUAAUACUGGUUCAUCUCGGCAGCAGAUGAAGGAUAUCUGACCGUUAAUUACGAUGGCAGCCGGUUUGGCGAGCGUCUCAGCCUUGACCCCAGACGCGAAUUGACCUCUUGGCGUGGUAUGACUGCACGCAAAGGCGAUGCAAGAAAAAGAAG